AUGGAAGUCGCCGUCGCGUCUCUCGAGCGCUCUGUACGCGCUCUGUUCACGCCCAGCACCGCCACAAACAGCGCUCCUGCUCACGCACUAUGCGAGUGCGCCCUCGAGCAAGUGCCGCCUCCUGACUGGCAGUACCUGCGUCGGUUUCCCGUCCUCAAGCGCCACGUCUUGCGUGAGUUUCGAUCCGUAGCCACUGAAGUCGCGAAAAUGCCCCCAACGCCUCGCAAACGAGCGAAACGAAGCACGUGGCAGCAACGCAGUGAUCUGGACGAGUACAAAGCCGUUUGUUUGGCUUCUUUGUGCCAGAAACUGGCGCAAUGCGAACUCUUUACACGCGACGAAGGCGAAGUUCUGGACGCUGUCGUAGCGCUCGAGUCGCUCGCUGUUCUGCAGCGCGUUAUUGGCGGAAAACUGCUGCCGCUACGAGUUCGGAUGUUGCUGCUCGGGUGGGCAUUGCGGUGCCAAGAGAAGACGUGUCGAGAGACGGCAGUGCAGCAGUGGAUCCAGCAAGUCGGUGAGAAGCUACUGGAAGAACUUAUAGAGAUCUCUGCGUCGAAUGAAUCGAGUCAAGUGCUCUCGGUGAAGCGAGUGAGAACGAGAGCAGCAUGUGGCAAACAAGUGGUCGAGAGACGGGAAAGUGUCAGGGACGAUACGUCCUCCUGUCGCUUUUGUCGGGACGGCGCGAGCGCGGACAUCUUGUGGUCAAAAUGCGGUAGCGGCGAGUUGCUCAUUGCGUGUGCGCAGCGGACCGCUCGUGUGCUGGAAAAGGCUGGAGAGAGCUACGCGACGAACAAGGCGAUGAUGGCGUUGUCUGCGUUCUGGGACUUGCGACCGGCUGCUCGGUUGAUCUCAGGUGGGAGGACGAGUCGAAGACGAAAGCAUUCAGAGAUAUCGUCAGUGAUGACUGAACAGCCUAUCGAGCCAUCAAUGACUAUCUCGGCGUAUCGGGAAAUUGGCAAAGCUGCUGCACGGUCGGCAGCGAGUGCGACAUGUGCUUUUCAGACGAUGUGGACGAGCGUUUGGGAGCGCGAGUGUAAGCACAUGACACAGAUGGAGCACAUCACGCUGGUCGAUGCCGUCCGUCACUGCUCGAAGGUAGAUGAGUUUGCGAGUAUGGUUAUGCUUCCUGAGGCAAGGAUGCGAAUUACUCAUUUCCCCGGGUUCCUCGUUGUGCUGGAUGUAAUAGAGUCACUAUCGAUCGACAUGUCUACGAUCAUCAGCGCAUUUGCGAUUGUGUGGGACAGCACCUAUGCUGGAGCUUUUCUACGAUCAACUACCCUCACAAGAACUUCAACGUCGCCGUCAAGGCGCAUUUUGCGGUCGUAUCUGCGCGAGUUGUUGAAGUCUCGAGGCUUACGACAUAGAGCGAUUUCAUCAUCCUCGAACACGUCUUCUGCGUGGAGUAGAACAUCUCCGCUGGGGCUUCUCUUUUCACUGUUUGAGAUUUUCUCGGAAGUUGAGCCUGGCGAGCAGCAAGACAGCAGCUACUUCAGGCAGUGGGAUGCUUUUGUGAGUCAAGCUAGUACAGAAGUCUCGAGAACGGAUUGUACACAAGGUGGUAUCGCUUGGUGCAUGUUUCUCGAAGAGUGUGUGCUCAGUGUUGGCGCGAAAAAAACAUUGACAACCUCGCAUCGUGAUAUGGACUUCUUGAGGUCAUUCCAGAGGUACUGCCAUACAAUCAUGCAUGGAAUCGUUGUGACUGGAGGCGAGGUGAUAUCAAGCGGCGGCUCGAUUUAUCGGCAGCUUAUCCGGGGUGAGGGGGAUCGUCUAGUUGUACGCCGAGUACUCGUGCGGAUGAUGAUCACUUUCGAGGAAACCUGGACCAUCGAUCUCAUCGCUCUCUUGCUGCGAAGUAGUGCAAGCUUCCAUAUUUCCAGCAAGAUGGAUGAACGAGGUAUGAUACACCUGCUUUUUCCAGCCCUGGCUUCAUUCAUGAAAUCAACCUGUGGAGCCAACGUGAAUGAACGAAAGACGAGGCAGCAGCAAUUUGCUGCUAUCGUGAACUCUAUCAAUGUCGUCUUGAAGGACAGCGAGCCAACAGCGUCGUAUCUUGUUCAGUUGAUGCGGUUUUGCGAGGCGUGGGAUGUCUACCAGAGCUCGCACACCAAGGAAGCACCCAGUAAAGCCAACAGAUGGGGUUUCCAUGCCAUGGUCGAGCUGGACGUCGUGGCAGAGCUUCUCGAGUGUUACAGCAAAGACGAUGUGAUACAUCAAGAAACACGAGGAGCGCUUGACUUUGCGUCGGAGGUGCUACAAAGCGCACCGCAUUGUCCGCCAUCGCUUGAAGGGGGGCUUUGGAGAUUCCUGUCAGCUGUCAAAGCGCGUACUGAAGAGGGCUUGUCAACCACGUCGGAUCUGCUUGACCGAGAGCUUGUAUCGCAUUCGAGCAAUGUGCUCCAACGUUUCCUUCGUGCGGUCAGGUUUGCUGACGUUGCACAAACGCGUCAGCUCAUGAGUCAGAUGAAAGACACCGUGGGAACAUUCGGAGAGUUGAGGCAACAACUGGAGCGCUGGUUUUCGUUUGUCGAAGUGAAUGGCGCAGCUUUUGCUGCCAAAGAAUCUCGGCUGGAGCUCUCUGUCCUAUGUACCAGACUCAUCCGCUGGUUUCCAAACGAGUUUGAAGACAUGCGCUUCUUGCUCAUGACUCCGCUCGAUCCUCACCUGGUCUUCACGUUGAAAGCAUUUGUCAAAGAAGCUGGGAAGCUGAACGGCAAGACGCAUCGGUCGAAACUGAGCUCUGCAGCAACGUCUUUGUCGACAUUGGCCGUUCGAAUUGAAAUGGCGUUGCAUUCGUAUCUCUCCGCGGCAGCGCUUCCCGACCUCGAAACACUUUCUGUCUUGCUGGUCAAGGCGGUUGUCAAAUGUCGUUCGCCUGAUGCAUUCGAUGACCUGACGAAGGUCAUCCAGAAGAACAGCCGUGUGCUGUUGCCUGAGACUGCAGUAGCGACACUGAGCUCCCCACUGCGGGGAUUGGAAUUCUCGAACUGUGCCAUCCAGCAAAACGAAGACAAUGACGACGGACGAAUGGCACUUCGUGCGCAGCGAGCCAAGUCGAUCAUUUAUCAAGAAAACACGCUGAAGCUCUUGGCGAGGUCGGCAUCGAUCUUUGAUGGCGGACUGUCGUGGUCAAGCGCAUUGUUCAAUGUGCAGUCUGCUGUCACGUACCUCCCAAUUCUGUUCGACUAUGUGUUGCAGACUGGCUUUUGUGACGGCGCGCUCCAAGCUGACUUGCUCCUCACGUGUCUGAACGAGCUAAGGCAACAAGCCGACGGUGGUGCGAGAGUGCUUCGGGAGGCCUAUUGGAUCGCAGCAGUACUACAUACAGCUUUGAUGUCGGGUUCGAGGCGGAUUGCGGGUGCAUACGCGAUUUCGAACAACGAUGUUCUCGACAGGUUGCGUACAACCACUGGAGAUGUGCUGCAGCUACUAUCAAUUGCUGCCAACACGACUGCGGCACCGACGGGUUGUAACAUCGACGGUGCUACUACUCAACUUGACGAGGUGCUGUGUCUGCUAAAGCUCUCGAAGGUGGCAAGAUUGGCUAUUGCAGACAAUCGCGCAAGCUGCUACUGGUCUUGCGAGCGCCUGAUCAGUGACAAAGCGCAUCGUGCAUUGCAGACUGUUGUGUCAUCAGCUUGGACUGCUGCAACAAAUCGAGCACAAGACAUGGCGGUCAUGCCCGCAAUGCAGCUCUUUGUACCGUUCGCAAGCUGGUUGACAGCAGCGCUGGUUUAUUCGCAGUCGUUCUUGGAGGAUCCGUCUGCCCACGUAAGGCGUUGGGAACGCACGUUUACUGGCUACGUGACGGAUCUGUACCUGCAUCUCGAAUUCGAAGAUGUCACUGGCGACCUGCUCGAAACGUGGCUAACUACGUGGAUCACUGCCAACAUCGUUCGCGGACAAGAUGAGGUACCGCUUCUGGCACUGCUGCCUUCACAAGUAGCCUUGUUCCGUCGCCUAGCGUCGACUCCGUACCGCGAGAUACCACCCGGUGAACGAAACAGGACCGCAACAUCGAUUUGGCGACUGGUGUUCGCCGCUCUCAACGUCGCUGUAGACACGCGUGAAGAACAACACCCAGUGGAACUCGGUCAAGCUGUGGAGCUCAUUCUCCAUACACUAACGACGCUGGAGCUUGUCGAGCUGUCUGCGUCUUCGGAUUUCGUGCACUGUAGUCACGAAGCGACUGUCGAGCCGUUUUUCCAAGAGCUCGAGAGGUUCCUAUUGCAACUCCAUCGCCGAGUCGGCAGUGUCGCUCAAGUGUGUUGUCUGCUACAAUACCCCCUCGAGCUCCUGGUGUGCUGCUACGUUUGCAACAUGGCAGUCCAUUGCAACGCUGAGUCCCAGCGAUUUCUCCAGCGUGUGAGGGACCUGUUGCAAGCAAACGUGGAGAACAUCGGCGACGUUCUCGAGUCCAUCGACGACGACAGAAAACUGUCGACCGUGCGAGACCCGUCACGUCAAAGCGACAGCGAUAAGGAACACGGAGAAAGCCAGUCACAGUUGUCUGCAACGUCACAGUCGGCUGACAUUGAAGCGUUUUUCCACUUGUGGGCGGAUGAAAUGGCUCUCAAGUACGACUACGUGGAUCAAGAGCGCUGCAAGGCUAUGAUUGAGGUCAUUCAAGCAGCACUGCACGUGUCUGAACAUGCUCCGAAUCGGAAAACCGUCAGCGUGGAAACGGGUCCACGUGACGGAUAA
Messenger RNA from Hyaloperonospora brassicae, 4701 nucleotides. Lineage: Eukaryota; Oomycota; Peronosporomycetes; Peronosporales; Peronosporaceae. The record is from the annotation of a GenBank genome assembly.